AAAAGAGACCUUAGAUUGUAUACACAAGUACCUUGUACUGUACAAGAUUAAUUAGACCUGUCUAAUCGAAGAGGACGAUUGCUCGAUGAUGACCCCUCACUUUUUAUCUAUUCAAAUACUGCACUUCACAUUGUUCAGCUAACAAAAAGCUCAAGAAAGCACAAACAUGGCGAAAGCAAGGCCUCAAAUGCCGAGAGCCCGGUUGCAUUAUCUGCUGUUUCUCGUCCUAAUCCGGUUCGACCCGGCAUUUUCGCAGUCGACCGUCAAAACCCUGCCGGGCUACCCUGGAAACCUGCCUUUCAAACUCGAAACCGGGUACAUCGGCGUUGGAGAUAACGAGGAGGUUCAGCUGUUUUACUACUUCAUCGAGUCAGAAAAUGACCCGCGAAGGGACCCUCUGGUGCUUUGGCUCACCGGCGGGCCGGGCUGCUCGGGUUUUUCCGGCCUUGUUUACGAAAUCGGUCCAUUGGCAUUUGAUCUUGAAAAUUUCGAUGGAAGCCUUCCAUCGUUAAUUUUAAAUCCUUAUUCAUGGACAAAGGUUGCCAAUAUUAUAUUCAUAGACUCCCCUGUCGGCACUGGAUUCUCAUAUUCAACCACGUCCCAAGGUUACUACUCGUCCGACACUAAAUCAACCAAAGAUAUUUACACUUUCAUGCAAAAGUGGUUUUCGAUUCACUCUAUGUUUAUCAAGAAUCCCCUCUAUAUAUCCGGCGACUCUUAUGGAGGCAAAAUCGUACCCAUGGUAGCUGUGGAAAUAGCAAAAGGUAAUGAAGCUGGAAAUCAGCCACGAAUGACUCUCCAAGGGUACUCAGUUGGGAAUUCAGUAACCAAUAUAAGCAAGGAUGACAAUGAAAAGAUUCCUUAUGCUCACAGGAUGGCACUCAUAUCUGAUGAAUAUUAUGAGCUAGCAAAAAGCAGCUGUCAUGGAGAGUACGUGAAUCCAGAUCCAAACAAUAUACUAUGCUUGUUUGCUCUUCAGCUUUUCAAACAGUGCACGGAUCUUAUCUGGCCGGCUCAUAUUCUUGAGCCCAAAUGCUUAUUCAUCACAACAAAGCCUAAUAAUUAUCAUACAGACUUACUAAUUGAUGAUCCUGUUGAUGACAUCAUUUUCCUGUCCAAACAAGACGCACCUUACUGCCGUAAUUUUAAUUAUGUGAGCUCUCACGUCUGGAUGAACGAUGAAACUGUACGAGAAGCUCUGUAUAUCAGAAAGGGAACGACAGGCAAUUGGAAAAGAUGCAAUAAAACAUUAAAAGGCUAUGAAUCCGAUGUGGAGAGUGUUUUUAGAGAUCAUCAACUACUAAAUGAGAAAGGCUUCCAAACAUUGGCUUAUAGCGGUGAUCAUGACUUCAAUAUACCUUACUUGAGCACUUUGAGAUGGAUAAGCGAACUGAAUCUCACGAUUGAUAGCGCAUGGAGGCCUUGGACUGUAGAUGGUCAAGUAGCUGGGUUAGUGUUUCUGUUUUUACUUUGCUGAGCAUUUUUUUUUUUAUGGCACAGAAAACAGGUGCAGGUCAUACAGCUCCAGAGUACAAGCCUAAAGAAAGCCUUGCAAUGUUUGAAAGAUGGAUACUUUUAUCCCCACUCUAAGACAAACUAAUGCAUAAUAUUUUCAAAUAAGCGUUCAUUAAUUAUAUAUGUAAUGACACAAUAAUUGUCAGUGUCUUUCUUUUCUUCGCAAAAAAAUUACAAGAACAUUUAACAUCGCUAUAUCUAUUAUUCUCUUAUCUAUAAAAGAAACACUUGCUCUCUCUAUCUGACAC
This is a messenger RNA of Striga asiatica, 1763 nucleotides long. The record is from the annotation of a GenBank genome assembly. Lineage: Eukaryota; Viridiplantae; Streptophyta; Magnoliopsida; Lamiales; Orobanchaceae.